Molecule: messenger RNA, 1441 nt
Organism: Fomitiporia mediterranea MF3/22
Lineage: Eukaryota; Fungi; Basidiomycota; Agaricomycetes; Hymenochaetales; Hymenochaetaceae
Exons: 6
Coding region: 109-1131 (340 amino acids)
Biological process (GO): regulation of DNA-templated transcription
Molecular function (GO): zinc ion binding; DNA-binding transcription factor activity, RNA polymerase II-specific
Source: RefSeq, a predicted model, not a curated record
UUGCGCUCUUCAUCUGUACAUACUACCGCGACCCCUCACCUCUUCGCUUCUUCGCAUAUCUUGGCUUCUCAUCCAGUCCUUCCGCCAACGUCCUUCCGCCUCGGAAAAAUGGCCGACCCCAACAACACCGACCUGUCUGUGUACCAAGCCAGAAUGGCUCUCAAGAAACUGGAUGAGGCUCGCCUGCACGAACGUUGUCCAAAAGCGUGCAAAGCUUGCAGCCAGAAGCAUCGGAAAUGUCAAUUCAAGACUGGUGCAUAUCCGAAAUGCGAUUUAUGCGCCAAAAACAACAGGGAGUGUGAAAUUAUUCCACCUGUGGCUCAUCCCAACAGUCGAAGGACGGACGAUCCUAGCCGUGCAGCUGGCCCUUCAUCUUCUCAGACCCACCAGUACGCCGCGGAAUACGCGUAUCCCGCGAGCCCGACCUCUAACACACGUGAACGUCCCAACAGAACGUCUCAAUAUUCAAGCGACUCAUCCAAUGGCAGUCCUGUAACAAGUAGCCACCCGUCGACUCCCUAUGGAUACCCGCAGAACGACUACCAGCACAAUGUUAACACUCCUAGUGGACAGGUGUCACAUGCGUACCCGAGUUCACAAUCUCAACAGAGCCCGUAUGCGGGUAACCUUGCUCAUACUCACGCGUACACUCCGAGCCCGUCUGGCCUUAGUCCAACUCAAACUCGCGAACAACAGCCGUACUACGUUCCCUCCCAAACGCAUGUCCAGUCUCCGCCGAACUUCGUUCCGAGCUCCCAUCAAUGGUCCGGGACCCACGGAGUGCAAACGCAAGCAGCGCCGCCUUCAAUUGGCCAAGGUUAUGCAUAUCCUGGUGGUUCGCAUUCCACAACUCCGGCACGUCAGGCGUCGGCGCCGAACGUUCCGCAGAUCCAUACGAAUCCGGGCCAGUCGUACAUCAGAACGGCUCAAGGAUAUCAGGUAGCGUCUCCAGCUUCACCAGGCGGGUCCUACGGAGUUCCAGGCAACACCAUGUAUCAGAUGCAAGCUCAGAACACGUCCGCCCGAUACGGUACUGGCAAUAGCGGUCAAGGGUACGAUCAGACCAUGACUAACGCUAGUUCGGGUACCGCAAGUGGAGGCAUGUAUUACCAGCCGAACAUGCAUCAAUAGACAUGGGUCCAAUUCAGUGCCGUUCUAUUCAGGACUCUGAUCUCUUCUCUCGUCUAUGAUUCGUCUGUUUCUUGCACAUUUUCUUCUUGAUCCUGUUUUGCACGUAGCGCUGUGAGUUCCUUUCCCCCUUUGGUAAGAGAAUCGACGAUCGUCUACUCUCCUUUCCCUGGUCCCUUCAACAUGACAUUAAUUUCUUGGCGUGUUAUUUUAUAUGGCUUUUCGUACAUCAGGAUGUAUAUAGUUUUUACGCGAUUUGUAUGGUUCUGUAUGGUAUGGUAUGGUACAGUAUGGUAAUGUAAUUUGGUUCCGU